Messenger RNA from Microdochium trichocladiopsis, 1163 nucleotides. RefSeq lists its product as uncharacterized. The transcript has a single exon. The record is from RefSeq and is a predicted model, not a curated record. Lineage: Eukaryota; Fungi; Ascomycota; Sordariomycetes; Xylariales; Microdochiaceae. Bases 94 to 987 code for a protein of 297 amino acids.
GGGGAAACGAUAGCGGAGCGACAGCAGGGACGAGACAACAAGAGGAUCGUUGUUCAUUCAUUUCUUCUUUUCUUCCUGGGAAGAUACGGAGAGAUGCGGACGAUCGGUAGUGAGGCGCUAGAGUUGCGCGAGCUGAGGGGAGCGCUGGUAGCAGAUGCGGUCCAGUGGUCUUUCGGGGGGGGUUCUCCCCCGUAUGCUUCAUCCUCGGAGGAGGAGGAGGAACCGGAGACGGACGGGUCGGAGGCCGAUUUCGAUGCGGGAGAGCAUGACACGGUAGCACCGCCGGUGCGGAAUGGAAUGAAUGUGUACUGGUUGCCUCACUCGAGUGAGUGGGAAGGAUUUUCAGAGGAGUUUCAUCGGGAGAUGUUGCGAGCGGCGGAGGUGCUGAUUGCCUUGGAGGCAGGCGACGAGAAGGAGGUUCUUCUAUGUCCCGUGGUGGAUGCACGUGAUGUUCCCGCUCGGUUGCGGGUCCAUUUCUCCCGGGAGGGAGAGGAGGAGCUGAAGUAUUGUCGAGCCUGGAGGCGAGAUGUAGGUGCGGAGGAACUGUUUCGCAAGAUGGGAGCACUUGCUAUGGAUGCUAUCCUUCCCUUGGACGCUGCGCAGAGGGAGCAGUGUCGAAGCCAUGGUUGUGAGCGCAGUGUGGGCUUCUACACGGAGUGGACGCUCCUGAGAAUACAGACCAGCGGGGGCUGGACCAAGGACGUGCAGGUGUGGGUCAUCAUGGACGUCGAUGGACGGGGAGGCCAUUUUGCCUUUAUGGAGAGGACUCUCGACCCUCAUGGUGAGGCGGAGGAUCAAGAUCGACGAGUGAUCUUGUCUGCUUUCCGUGUCGCAGACGCUUCUUCUGUGGGACAGUUGCAAGGGCGUGAUGCCGUGCUGGUGGAUUCCGUCGAGGUGUGGAAGCCGAUAUGGCGUUGUCUGCUGGGCGAGCCAUUUCCCGAGAACGAGUGGCGUUCCUAUGUUCGGAGCGUGAGGGCGCGUAGGUAGCUAGACGACUGUGGAGUAGUAUGUGCAUUAUUGGCUAGUACCGUCAGGGCUGUGCGUGCAUGGGAUGAUCACGGGACGAAGUGGUGAGGCAGUGGAUGCAGCGUGGGUGCGCGAGCACAACAGCUAAACGAAAUGAAUAGUGAGGUGCGAUAAGUAACGAAUGGAAUGAGCGGUGG